UUUUUUAUCUUUUUAUCAAAAUUAUUUAUAUCUCUACAUUCAACAGUGGUCGAUCUGACGUUCCAUGUGUUACUAACAGGCUUUUUCGAGCUGUUUUAGUAGGAACAUUUUGCAAUCCUAGCCAUGCGUUCAUCCGCUGUUUUACCACAGCUUUUACUAGUAUCUUCAUCAGUCUUCACGGCUGUAAAUGCAAGAGCUGUUUUCGCUCAUUAUUUGGUUGGAAAUGUUUUCGAUCAGGAUGCUCAAACAGACAUCGAAAAUGCUAUGUCUAUGGGUCUGGACGCAUUCGCCUUGAAUGUCGCAGAUCCAUCGGCUUCGUAUGUCGCCCCAGCUCUCGCCUCCUUAUUCAACCACGCGGAAAGUAGCGGAUUUAAACUCUUUUUGAGUAUGGACCUUGAUGCAAAAGGGGGCGGGCCACUGUCGGAUUAUGGCUAUAUCAUCGAUACAUACGCUGGUGGCGGCGCUUGGUUCGCAGGGGAUAAUGGAAAACCCCUUGUCAGCACAUUCAGCGCUGCUGCUUACCAGGCUUCUGAUAUUCAAGCUUUCAGGGAUGCUUAUGACGUUUAUUUCGUGCCAGAUUUUGACAAUACUGAUGGAUACUAUACUGCUUCUGAUGGAUGGUGGAGUUAUUGGGGAGGACUUGUUGACGGCCUCUUCAGCUGGGAAUCGUCUUGGCCACAAGUUGACGCUACUAAUGAUGGAGAUGUAAGCCUAGACGUAACUGUUUUGAACGGUGCUGUGGCCCAUUCGAAGUCAUACAUGAUCGGACUGAGUCUUCUCCAGUAUAAGGAUGCGUAUGGCACAAAUAUUUACCGUCAUGGCGAACAGACUCUUCCCAUUCGGAUGGCUAACAUUCUUGCAAUGAAUCCUGCCCCACUAUACGUGGAAAUCAUAACAUGGAAUGACGGACCAGAGGGCCACUACAUUGGGAAUCUUUGGACAGAACAGAAUUCGGAUGUCCAACCAGAUACCUAUGCUAGCCAACGUGGCGCUGCGCACACCGGUAUCCAGCCCCUCUUGACAGAAUUCAUCAACUCUUUUCGCAACCUACAGACCAGCUUUCUACCAUCAGCAAACCCAGUCGGCGCAAUCUGGUACAAGACAAUCUUGCAGAGCACCACAUGCCCUGACGACGACUUAGGCGGGUUCUACAGUCCACCGAACGGUGCCUCUGUAGGGUUAGAUAACAUCAACUGGGCCGUCGUCCUGCCAUCAGACGGUGCUAGCUACACUAUCCAGUUUGUUAGUAACGGCGGCGCAGUCGGAGGCACUAUCACUGGCAAACCUGGGUUUCAGCAUGGUGCUGUGCCAUUGUCGGUAAAUGCGCAGUAUAUGAAGAUCGUGAAUAGUGCAGGAGUCACGGAAUAUUCGACUGGGCUGGGGAGAUGUGUGUCUUCGGAGUGCUUUGAUGAUAUCUACAAUUACAAUCCCCAGGUUUUGGGAUUGGAGCAGGGUGAUCAUGCUACCGUUGGCUGUUGGGAGAUGACGCAGCAGGCAAGCGCGUCUUCUGAUGGGGCCACAACUGGGCCUUUCUAUCCUUCUGGAAUUUGAUAUGAUGACCACUUUCAAAGUCUUUAAUUGGGCAGAAAGUUGAUUAUCAUGCUUUUAAGAUUGGACUUCCUUUAGGUAAAAUAUA
Mollisia scopiformis is the source of this 1636-nucleotide messenger RNA. RefSeq lists its product as uncharacterized. The record is from RefSeq and is a predicted model, not a curated record. Gene Ontology annotation, molecular function: glucan endo-1,3-alpha-glucosidase activity. The transcript has 10 exons. Lineage: Eukaryota; Fungi; Ascomycota; Leotiomycetes; Helotiales; Mollisiaceae. Bases 124 to 1551 code for a protein of 475 amino acids.